AUGACCACCACCACCAUUGAACCCCACUACGACCAACUCUUCCGCGACCUGGAACACCAAUUCCAAACCACUACCCUCCCCGCCGACAAAUGGUACAUCCUGGCGAUCGCAACCCUCGUUGCCGGACCGGACCCCGAACGCGCCGACCAACUAUACCUCUACCUAACCUCUCAGCCCGCCUACAGUACCCCGGAAACCCGCCAAGCCCUCUCACGCCGUCUACGCGAAGCGCUCUUCAAAUCCGUCAUCAUCGUGGGAGUCUGCAAACCCAUCGAAGCCAUCCUGGCCAUUAGCAAGUUCGAAUCCCCCGAAGACAAAGACUACACGUUCACGCGAGAGAACUGGCAAUGCGACGAGGCGAACCAUGACCGAGGCACCGCAUGGAUGGAGAAACUCUACGCACGGAAUACCUCCAACACGUUGGAUUUGUUUGCAGCGCAUAGGGACUUUGCCUGGUUGUCGAAGGAAAUCACCUACGGGUUGUUUUUGAGUGAUAGGGGGGUCUUGGAUGAUUUGGAUACGCAGCUUGUGGUGUUGCCGGCGAUUAUGAGUCAGAAUUUGAAGAAUGAGACUCAUUGGCAUAUUAGGGGCACUAGACGGUUGGGUGUGAGUAAGGAGGAUGUUAAGGUGUUGUGGGAUGCGGUGCAGCGUGUCGCGGGGUUUAAUGGGACCAGGUUGGAUAAGGUGCCUACUGUGGAUGAGGUGGAGUAUGAUGUUUGA
Aspergillus sclerotioniger CBS 115572 is the source of this 720-nucleotide messenger RNA. RefSeq lists its product as uncharacterized. The coding region runs from base 1 to 720 and encodes 239 amino acids. The record is from RefSeq and is a predicted model, not a curated record. NCBI's taxonomy places the organism in Eukaryota, Fungi, Ascomycota, Eurotiomycetes, Eurotiales, Aspergillaceae. The transcript has a single exon.